AUGAUGAGGCAGAAGACCUCCGGCAUGAGUCCAGAGGCACGAGUCUUUCAAUUCCCACCAAAGCAAAUCAAGAACGAUGCGAGACAAGACAUCCACAGAAAUUUCGCUGCAGAGGCACCUUUCAAGAGGGAAACGCAGAGACCCAAGAAUCCGUUCUGGGAGAUAGAUGUCGACGGCAUUGCGAAACGCGUCGAGCGCAGCUCGAAGAAAAAGGCUGAAUGGCUGAACCCUGUGAUGCCAUUCGAGCCAAUGAUGAGAGCUGCCAGCAUCAUGAAUCCGUCAGCCAACUUUGGUGAUGCGGACAUCGUCAUCAGCCGGGGUGGGUUGCAAGACCUUCUUGAUUUUGCCAGAGGCAAAAGCCAAAAGUCCUUUAGGGUCGAGUUAGACUUGGUCAACACCACGCUCUUCAUCGCUUGGCGCAAGGAGAACAAUUCCUUCAGAACGUACGACGCGGGUCUGGAGAGUUCCGUCUCACAUCAGAGAGUUAUCCAGUACAAUAUCGGCGAGAUGAAGUGCCUAGUGCGUCAUGAGGUCGAUGGUGCUUACUAUGGGCCGGAGGAGAAUGCAACAGGAAACGAUGCCGACGUUGAAGCACCACCCAGCGUCAUACAAAGUACCCCCCAGAAGAACACUCUUAACGGGAAAGCCGGGAUCAGCAGCGAAAUACGAGCUAUUGACAGGGGCCAAGAAACUUCCCCCUCCGUGAUAAUGGAGCUCAAGGCCCGGCCAAGAAUGGAAGCAUGGGACACAAUGAACCAGAUGUACUUUGGAAGAUCGCCCCACCUCGUCAUAGGCCAACACGAAAAGGGGGAGUUUACCGGCGUUCGGAUGAAAGACUGCGAGCCGCUGAUGGAGAAAUGGGAAUGA
Molecule: messenger RNA, 867 nt
Organism: Colletotrichum abscissum
Lineage: Eukaryota; Fungi; Ascomycota; Sordariomycetes; Glomerellales; Glomerellaceae
Exons: 4
Coding region: 1-867 (288 amino acids)
Source: RefSeq, a predicted model, not a curated record